Zygosaccharomyces rouxii is the source of this 417-nucleotide messenger RNA. RefSeq names its product Rrn10p (gene RRN10). NCBI's taxonomy places the organism in Eukaryota, Fungi, Ascomycota, Saccharomycetes, Saccharomycetales, Saccharomycetaceae. Gene Ontology annotation, cellular component: RNA polymerase I upstream activating factor complex. Bases 1 to 417 code for a protein of 138 amino acids. Gene Ontology annotation, biological process: nucleolar large rRNA transcription by RNA polymerase I. Gene Ontology annotation, molecular function: RNA polymerase I cis-regulatory region sequence-specific DNA binding. The record is from RefSeq and is a predicted model, not a curated record. The transcript has a single exon.
AUGGAUAGAACGGUUUACGAAGCAUGCAGUGAUCUAAUCGUCGAUUAUGGCACCCAUAAGGUAAGUGCAGAUGAGGUUUUGACUCAAAAAGUUGGUGGGUUAGUACCGAUUCCGUUCAAGACGCGUGAAGAGUUAGAAAUAGCAAGUGAUAAGGACAGAAAAGAUGGACUCUUCACAGGUGAGCUAGUUCCAAGUAUUGAUCUAAGGGUACUACACUAUUUUGCUACCCAACUCUGUUUACAAAAAUAUCCACACUUAACUGAAGCUUUUGACGAGACAAGUUUGUUGACACUGGGACUUUUGGUUGAACAAUGGGUCAAAGAUUACUUAAGGGACUCUAACGGCGAAUUGGCAUCGGGAUCUUCGCAAUCUGUAUCCAAAGCUAUCAAUUACAGAGAUUCUCCCGCUAACAUAUGA